This is a messenger RNA of Nyctereutes procyonoides (raccoon dog), 3101 nucleotides long. It is a transcript of the gene ST14, whose product is annotated as ST14 transmembrane serine protease matriptase. Gene Ontology annotation, cellular component: membrane. NCBI's taxonomy places the organism in Eukaryota, Metazoa, Chordata, Mammalia, Carnivora, Canidae. Gene Ontology annotation, molecular function: serine-type endopeptidase activity; protein binding. Gene Ontology annotation, biological process: proteolysis. The coding region runs from base 95 to 2662 and encodes 855 amino acids. The record is from RefSeq and is a predicted model, not a curated record. The transcript is spliced from 19 exons.
CUGCGCCCCCAGCGCGCCCCGAGCUCCCACGGCGAUGGCAGGCGGCCGCCCGCGGGGCCCGCGCCGCUGAGACUCGCGACCCGCCACCGGGACCAUGAAGAGCAGCCGCGCCCUCAAGGGCGAGCGCGGCCGCCUGGACCUCCGCGCCGGCCUCAAGUACAGCGCGCGGCCCGAGAGCAUGAGUGGCGUCGAGGAGGGCGUGGAGUUCCUGCCGGUCAACAACACCAGGAAGGUGGAGAAGCGGGGCCCCAAGCGCUGGGUGCUGCUGGUGACCGGGCUGGCCGGCCUGGUCCUGCUUUCCCUCGUGGCUUGCCUCCUGAUGUGGCACUUCCAGUACCAGAACAUGCGGGUUCAGAAGAUCUUCAAUGGCUACCUGAGGAUCACCAACGAGAACUUCGUGGAUGCCUACGAGAACUCCAACUCCACUGAGUUUGCAAACCUGGCCAACAAGGUGAAGGAAGCGCUCAAGCUGUUGUACAGUGGGGUGCCGUCCCUGGGCCCCUACCACAAGAAGUCGAUGGUGACCGCCUUCAGCGAGGGCAGCAUCAUCGCCUACUACUGGUCCGAGUUCAGCAUCCCCCAGUACCUGGUGGAGGAUGCCGAGCGCGUCAUGGCCCAGGAGCGGGCGGCCGUGCUGCCGCCCCGAGCCCGCGCCCUCAACUCCUUCGUGCUCACCUCGGUGGUGGCCUUCCCCACUGACCCCAGAACAGUACAGACCGCCCAGGACAACAGCUGCAGCUUCGCCCUGCAUGCCCGGAGUGGGGAGCUGAUGCGCUUCACCACGCCCGGCUUCCCCGACAGCCCGUACCCGGCCCGGGCCCGCUGCCAGUGGACCCUGCGCGGGGAUGCCGACUUCGUGCUGAGCCUCACCUUCCGCAGCUUUGACGUCGCGACCUGUGACGACCGGGGCAGCGACCUGGUCAUGGUGUAUGACACCCUGAGCCCCGUGGAACCCCGGGCCGUGGUGCAGCUGUGUGGCACCUACCCUCCCUCCUACAACCUGACCUUCCUCUCCUCCCAGAACGUCCUGCUCGUCACGCUGAUCACCAACACGGAGCGGCGACACCCUGGCUUUGAGGCCACAUUCUUCCAGCUGCCUAAGCUAAGCAGCUGUGGCGGCUCCUUACGCGGCAGCCAGGGGACCUUUAGCAGCCCCUACUAUCCUGGCCACUACCCGCCCAACAUGAACUGCACCUGGGACAUUGAGGUGCCCAGCCACCAGAACGUGAAGGUGCUCUUCAAGGCCUUCUACAUGCUGGAGCCCAACACCCCCCCGGGCACCUGCUCCAAGGACUACGUGGAGGUCAACGGGGAGAAGUACUGCGGAGAGAGGCCCCAGUUUGUGGUCGCCAGCAGGAGCAACAAGAUCACCGUUCGCUUCCACUCCGACCAGUCCUACACCGACACGGGGUUCUUGGCCGAGUACUUGUCAUACGAUUCCAGUGAUCCGUGCCCGGGGAAGUUCAUGUGUCACACGGGGAGAUGCAUCCGGAAUGAGCUGCGCUGUGACGGCUGGGCUGACUGCACGGACUACAGCGACGAGCUCAACUGCCAAUGCAACGCCACCUACCAGUUCACGUGCAAGAACAAGUUCUGCAAGCCCCUCUUCUGGGUGUGCGACAGCGUGAACGACUGCGGAGACAACAGCGACGAGCAGGAGUGCAGCUGCCCAGCUCAGACCUUCAGGUGUGGCAACGGGAAGUGCCUCCCACAGAACCAGCAGUGUGACGGGACGGACAACUGCGGGGACGGAUCCGAUGAGGCCACGUGUGACCUGGUGAGAACUGUGGCCUGCACCAAACACACCUAUCGCUGCCACAAUGGGCUCUGUUUGAGCAAGAGCAACCCCGAGUGUGAUGGGAAGAAGGACUGUAGUGACGGCUCGGAUGAGAAGGAUUGCGACUGUGGGCUGCGAUCGUUCACCAGGCAGUCUCGGGUCGUUGGGGGCACGAAUGCGGACGAAGGCGAGUGGCCCUGGCAGGUGAGCCUCCACGUGCUGGGCCAGGGCCACGUGUGCGGGGCUUCCAUCAUCUCUCCCAACUGGCUGGUGUCGGCCGCUCACUGCUUCAUUGACGACCGAGGAUUCAGGUACUCGGACCACAUGGUGUGGACCGCCUUCCUGGGCCUGCAUGACCAGAGCAAGCGCAGCGCCACUGGGGUGCAGGAGCUCGGCCUCAAGCGCAUCAUCUCCCACCCUUACUUCAACGACUUCACCUUCGACUAUGACAUUGCGCUGCUGGAGCUGGAGAAGCCGGCCGAGUACAGCAGCACCGUGCGGCCCAUCUGCCUGCCCGAGACCUCGCACAGCUUCCCCGCCGGCAAGGCCAUCUGGGUCACCGGCUGGGGUCACACGCAGGAAGGAGGCUCCGGCGCGCUGGUCCUGCAGAAGGGCGAGAUCCGCGUCAUCAACCAGACCACCUGUGAGAGCCUGCUCCCGCAGCAGAUCACCCCGCGCAUGAUGUGCGUGGGCUACCUCAGCGGCGGCAUGGACGCCUGCCAGGGCGACUCCGGGGGCCCCCUGUCCAGCGUGGAGGCGGACGGGCGGAUCUUCCAGGCCGGCGUGGUGAGCUGGGGCGACGGCUGCGCCCAGAGGGACAAGCCGGGCGUGUACACGAGGCUCGCUGUAUUUCGGGACUGGAUCAGAGAGGAGACUGGGGUGUAGGUGCAGGGCCAUCCGCGGCCACCCCAGCGUGCGCACGUGCCGGCCAAGGACAGGACCGCUCACCGCACCCCUGACUUGGGCGCCCCGGAACCCAGACUGUGAACCCAAUCCCCAGGCCUCCGGAGAGGGCGCCCCGGCCUCCAGAGCAGCGCAUGCAGGUGGGAGGAGGACGCUGGCCGGGCGGGGCCGCAGGCGUGAGGACACAGCCUCCCGGCCCGCAGACCUGCCCGCCUUGCCCCCGGGCGCAGGGGCCCUGCAGGGCUGCCCCGGGAUCCCUGCCGCGGGGCCGUGGCGCCCUGUCGGUUCCUAGGCUCGCACUUCAGGAAACCCAGGCGAGACUCUGGAAGACACACGGGCCUAAGAUCUGAAUUUUUACCAGCUCCUAGGGUGGGCUUCAGUGUGUGUAUUUGUGUGUAUGAGUAAAUUGUUUUUAGGUAAA